Molecule: messenger RNA, 1585 nt
Organism: Oenanthe melanoleuca
Lineage: Eukaryota; Metazoa; Chordata; Aves; Passeriformes; Muscicapidae
Product: cytochrome P450 26A1
Exons: 6
Coding region: 30-1304 (424 amino acids)
Biological process (GO): sterol metabolic process
Molecular function (GO): iron ion binding; oxidoreductase activity, acting on paired donors, with incorporation or reduction of molecular oxygen; monooxygenase activity
Source: RefSeq, a predicted model, not a curated record
UCCCUAUCUAGAGGCGGAAAUUCCUGCAGAUGAAACGCAGGAAAUACGGCUUCAUCUACAAGACUCACCUCUUCGGGCGGCCCACGGUACGGGUGAUGGGCGCCGAGAACGUUCGGCACAUCCUGCUGGGCGAGCACCGGCUGGUGUCCGUGCAGUGGCCCGCCUCGGUGCGGACCAUCCUGGGCUCGGGCUGCCUCUCCAACCUCCACAACGGGCAGCACAAGCACCGCAAAAAGGUGAUCAUGCGUGCCUUCUCCCGGGACGCCCUGCAGCACUACGUGCCCGUCAUCCAGGAGGAGGUGAGCGCCUGCCUGGCGCGGUGGCUGGGCGCCGCCGGGCCCUGCCUGCUCGUGUACCCCGAAGUGAAGCGCCUCAUGUUCCGCAUUGCCAUGAGGAUCCUGCUGGGCUUCCAGCCCCGCCAGGCCAGCCCUGACGGCGAGCAGCAGCUGGUCGAGGCCUUCGAGGAGAUGAUCCGCAACCUCUUCUCCCUGCCCAUCGAUGUGCCGUUCAGCGGGCUAUACAGGGGCUUGCGGGCUCGCAACAUCAUCCAUGCCAAGAUUGAGGAGAACAUCCGUGCCAAGAUGGCCCGCAAGGAGCCUGAGGGUGGCUACAAGGAUGCGCUGCAGCUGCUGAUGGAACACACACAGGGUAACGGGGAGCAGCUCAACAUGCAGGAGCUGAAGGAGUCUGCCACAGAGCUGCUGUUCGGGGGCCAUGAAACCACUGCUAGUGCUGCCACGUCGCUGAUCGCCUUCCUAGGGCUCCACCACGAAGUCCUGCAGAAAGUGAGGAAAGAACUGCAGGUGAAGGGGUUACUGUGCAGUUCCAACCAAGAGAAGCAGCUGGACAUGGAGGUCUUGGAGCAGCUGAAGUACACAGGCUGUGUCAUCAAAGAGACCCUCAGGCUGAGCCCGCCUGUCCCUGGAGGAUUUCGGAUUGCACUCAAGACCCUUGAGCUAAAUGGUUACCAGAUCCCUAAAGGUUGGAAUGUUAUUUACAGUAUCUGUGAUACACAUGAUGUGGCAGAUCUCUUUACCAACAAGGAAGAAUUUAACCCAGAUCGCUUCAUGUCUCCAUCUCCAGAGGACUCCUCUAGAUUCAGUUUCAUUCCUUUUGGUGGGGGCUUGAGGAGCUGCGUGGGCAAAGAGUUUGCAAAAGUCCUUCUAAAAAUAUUUACAGUGGAGUUGGCUCGGAGCUGUGACUGGCAGCUGCUGAAUGGACCUCCUACAAUGAAAACAGGCCCCAUAGUGUACCCUGUGGACAAUCUGCCUACCAAAUUCAUAGGUUUCAGUGGCCAAAUCUGAGAGCUCAACACUCACCUCCGACUGGAUUUCUAUAUAGCAUUUAAUAUGUACACAGUAACUUUUUAUAGUGACAAAGGCCUUUAAAUAUUUAAAACUUGUAAAUGUACGAUAGUUAUUUAUGUCUUUUAAAUAUUUCAAGACGCUAUAUUUUUUUUCCCCAAGCACUACAAUUAUGGGUCUCUGAUUCAUAAUUAGAUAAUGUUAUUUCUAUAGAAAUAAGUUUCCCCCUAUUUAAAAAUAUCAUUGAGAGCUGGCUAGCUAAGCAUUUGAAGACAUUUCAG